GCCGCACACGGAGCCAUGUACCCGGGAGCCAGCACCGCCGGACCCGUGCUUGCACCUCCUCCACCGUUGCCACCACCAGUACAGGGAUAUGCCUUCAAACCUCCUCCUCGCCCAGAUUUUGGGACUUCUGGGAGAACAAUCAAACUGCAGGCCAACUUCUUUGAAAUGGACAUUCCUAAAAUAGAUAUCUACCAUUACGAGUUGGAUAUAAAGCCAGAAAAAUGUCCUAGAAGAGUUAAUAGAGAAAUAGUGGAGCAUAUGGUUCAGCACUUUAAAACACAGAUUUUUGGGGAUCGCAAGCCAGUGUUUGAUGGAAGAAAAAACCUUUAUACAGCUAUGCCACUUCCCAUUGGAAGAGAUAAACAGGUGGAGUUGGAGGUCACGUUGCCAGGAGAAGGGAAGGACAGAAUAUUUAAGGUGGCUAUAAAGUGGAUGUCCUGUGUGAGUUUGCAGGCGUUACAUGAUGCUCUUUCUGGCCGGCUGCCGAGCGUCCCAUUUGAAACCAUCCAGGCACUGGAUGUAGUGAUGAGGCACUUGCCUUCCAUGAGAUAUACUCCAGUGGGGCGAUCUUUUUUUACAGCAUCAGAAGGGUGCUCAAAUCCAUUAGGUGGUGGCAGAGAGGUUUGGUUUGGAUUCCAUCAAUCAGUCAGACCUUCCUUAUGGAAAAUGAUGUUAAACAUUGAUGUAUCGGCAACUGCAUUUUACAAAGCACAGCCAGUUAUUGAGUUUGUAUGUGAAGUUUUGGAUUUCAAAAGCAUUGAAGAACAACAAAAACCUCUGACAGAUUCCCAAAGGGUAAAGUUUACCAAAGAAAUAAAAGGUCUAAAGGUGGAGAUAACACACUGUGGACAAAUGAAAAGAAAGUACAGAGUGUGCAACGUCACCAGACGACCAGCAAGUCACCAAACAUUCCCACUUCAGCAGGAGAAUGGACAAACAGUUGAAUGCACUGUAGCUCAGUAUUUUAAGGACAGGCACAAAUUAGUUUUACGCUAUCCUCACCUUCCAUGUUUACAAGUUGGGCAGGAGCAGAAGCACACGUACCUUCCUCUUGAGGUGUGCAACAUAGUGGCAGGACAAAGAUGCAUAAAAAAACUCACUGACAAUCAGACUUCCACUAUGAUUCGAGCAACAGCCAGAUCAGCACCUGACCGUCAGGAAGAGAUUAGCAAAUUGAUGCGGAGUGCGAGUUUUAACACUGACCCUUAUGUUCGUGAAUUUGGGAUAAUGGUGAAGGAUGAAAUGACAGAUGUGACUGGUAGAGUCCUACAGCCUCCCUCAAUCCUCUAUGGAGGCAGGAAUAAAGCAAUUGCUACACCAGUUCAAGGAGUUUGGGACAUGAGGAAUAAACAGUUUCACACUGGAAUUGAAAUAAAGGUUUGGGCAAUUGCAUGCUUUGCUCCCCAGCGCCAAUGCACUGAAGUGCAUCUUAAGACCUUCACAGAGCAACUGAGGAAGAUUUCCAGAGAUGCAGGAAUGCCAAUCCAAGGGCAGCCAUGCUUCUGUAAAUAUGCCCAGGGAGCUGACAGCGUGGAGCCCAUGUUCAGGCAUCUCAAGAACACUUACACCGGACUGCAGCUCGUUGUAGUAAUUUUACCAGGAAAAACACCAGUCUAUGCGGAGGUGAAGCGUGUUGGUGACACAGUGCUGGGAAUGGCUACGCAGUGUGUUCAGAUGAAGAAUGUGCAGAGGACAACACCUCAGACUCUGUCUAACCUCUGCUUAAAAAUAAACGUCAAAUUAGGAGGUGUAAAUAAUAUUUUACUGCCACAGGGAAGACCACCAGUAUUCCAACAGCCUGUCAUAUUCCUUGGUGCAGAUGUAACCCAUCCUCCAGCUGGAGAUGGAAAAAAGCCCUCCAUUGCUGCAGUUGUAGGAAGUAUGGAUGCUCAUCCCAAUCGCUACUGUGCCACUGUUCGGGUCCAGCAGCACCGCCAAGAAAUCAUCCAAGAUUUGGCUGCCAUGGUCAGAGAGCUGCUGAUUCAGUUCUACAAAUCAACCAGAUUUAAACCAACUCGUAUCAUUUUCUACAGAGAUGGAGUUUCCGAGGGGCAGUUUCAGCAGGUUCUCCAUCAUGAAUUGCUGGCUAUCAGAGAAGCAUGUAUUAAACUAGAGAAGGAUUACCAGCCUGGAAUUACAUUUAUAGUUGUGCAGAAAAGGCAUCACACCAGACUCUUCUGUACAGAUAAAAAUGAGCGGGUUGGAAAAAGUGGGAACAUUCCAGCUGGUACCACAGUGGACACAAAAAUCACCCAUCCAUCAGAGUUUGACUUCUACCUGUGUAGUCACGCUGGUAUUCAGGGAACAAGCAGACCUUCGCAUUACCACGUCCUCUGGGAUGACAAUCGUUUCUCUUCAGAUGAGCUGCAGAUUCUUACCUACCAGCUGUGUCAUACAUACGUACGCUGCACUCGUUCUGUUUCCAUCCCUGCACCAGCAUAUUACGCGCACCUGGUUGCCUUCAGAGCCAGGUAUCAUCUGGUGGAUAAAGAACACGACAGUGCUGAAGGCAGCCACACUUCGGGUCAGAGUAAUGGCAGAGAUCAUCAAGCACUUGCAAAAGCAGUUCAGGUUCACCAGGACACGUUGCGCACUAUGUACUUUGCUUGACAUGUUUUAAUGUUUAGCGACUCAGUACAGUACCGAGUUGGAUUCACAUGAGACCAGCUGCACUUAGACCAACAGUUGCCCAAGCUCCAGUGACAGUCAGCAAUGAGUGAUGUAUCUUCAUUUUUUUUUCCCCCCUUUUUUUGCAAGAAAGCCUUCCGUCCAGAAUUUCAGACUUGGUUAUGAACUGCAUUCUUCUACAAAGCCCCACGAUUGUUGGAAAUGUGGUUUGCCAAAAUCUCUAAGCUGCCUGUUAUAAAACAGACCCAUAUUUUAUAAUUAAAUCAAGAGCUGUGAUCUCAGGGCUUAGGGGAAAAAACAAAACACAAAACUCUCCAUUGUUUGCUAUUCGUUUAAUUGCUUUUAAUAAUUUGGAGAGAUCUAAUUCAUUCUAAAGUUAAUGGGCUAAAAUGCUGCGAAUUAGCUUUUAAUACAAAGGAAAGCAAAGCGUUUUUUUGACUAUUUAUGAAGCCUUGAUUUCAUUCUGGAUGUAUUUCCAAUAGUUUUCUUCUCAAAAGAAAAUUGUGACAAAAUUCUGCUUUCCAACUGUCUUACAAAGAUUUUUCUCUCCGUGUCUAAGGGCAAAUGUAUUUUCUGAAGCUUGUUCUUGAAUGUUUUUUAUCGUGCUGCAUUUAAAAAUGUUUUUCAUAGACAAAAAGAAGAAUUUUAAAGCAGAACGAACGAACUUGUACCUGAACUUUUAGUAGGUGCAGUCAGAUUGGCAAAAGAGAAGGUGCCAUUUUUAAGAAAAGAAAAAGAAUUUAAAGAUUUUUUUUUUUUUUUUAAUCAUACUGACAGCUAACUUUAGAAUUUGUCAUACAGGACUGUGACACUCUCCAAAGUCUCUAAGGAAUACGGGUCUGUGGUGAUAAAUACAGUACAAUCCUCUUUCACUGUUAUGUUUGAAUUAAUGUAAAUUUUAUAUGUGUUUCACAGUAUUAAUGUGAUAGACUAGAUGCUAUUAUUUAUUUUUAUUUACUAAGGAGUGCUCAUUAUACUUCUGUUAACAUAUCAAGAAUGCUUUGGAUUUAGAAAUUAAAACCUUAUCGUGAGGACGUUACUAUUCAAAAGCAAAAAUAUGCAAUUGACUUUGAUGCGGGAGUUCAGAGCUGCGUGCAGAGGACAUUGUGUAGCCCGUCCUUUGGAGAAAGGCUUUUCGAAGCGUACACACAACGUAGCAGGCUUUACCUGUGCAGUCAAAGACGCACACGAGACCAACGUUCUGCAUCCAUUCAAGCACAAGCAAUUGUAUUUAAUUUAUGUGUUGGCGGUCGGUGAAGCUGGAGCUCUAAGAGAGGGAAGUGGUUUGAUGUUUGUCGCGUGGACAGAAGUCAGAGAAUCUAUGCAGUAAAGGUAAAUCUUAGGAAACUGAAGUUUACUUAGGAAGGGAGGUGAAACCUUCAUUAUGCGUGAGAGUUUGGCCGUUCUCUUAGGAGAAGCAUUAAUUAACUGAUAAUUAUUAGACAGACACUUCUGUUAGUUUGCACACUGGGUUCAUAAAAAACCGUAGUACAUAUGAAAACCAUUGCACUAAUGAUGAUGCCACAAGCAGGUGUAGAAGAAAAAGAAAAAAGCCCAGGAAAUGUGUUUAUGCUGACUUUGUUUUUGUUUAUUUUCAUAGGAAAACUUAAAAUCUGCCCUCUCAGUGUGUAUGUAAGGAUGUCGUUCUUUUCCAUUUUGCUUUGUCUUUUCCCUUUUCUCUUAGCAGAUGCUCAGUCACUGUUGUGCGUCCAUAUACCUCUAGCUGCUGAGCUGGGCCAGGAGCUGUAACCAAGGCAGAGGUCUGUGCCACGCAGCAGGGAGCCUGUAGCUGGCUGCUUAGUAAGCUAGGAAGUGCCCAGCCUUUGCUGCAUGAAGAGUUCUAGGUACGUAACUCAGUGCAGAUUCCAAGCAUCAGCUUGUAGCAGCGUGUUGGUGUUGUUUAGGUGAAACAACGAUGUCAAUCCUAUUAGCAGAUGAAGUGUGUUUGUGUUGUUGUCAUUUGUUGGUUAGCCUGCCAGGUCAGACCUUUGUCUCAUGAUUGAAUCUAGCUUUUCAGUGAUAGACAGUAUAACAGAAAGCAAACUCCGCGUCACGUUGUCUGUCUUCCCAUUUUCCAGCAGCCAGGCUGUACGUACCUCUCUCACAUGUACCGCUCACCUGCAAAAGCUUUUCCACAGUUGACAUGUUGCACUUCUGUGUGUUUGCUUAAUGCGUUUCGGAUUUCAGAUUUUAAUUCGGCAGAGUUUUAUAUAUGAAUUUAUUUUUAUAUGAAUUACUCUUGACAAAUACAAGGAAGAUCAAGCAUUUUAAAACUCCAGUUAUGUUAUUUGCUGCUUGUUACACGGAGACCUCUUGGAUGUGAAUUUCGUCCUUCUUUUCCCUCUCUGUGCAGUUCUGUCCUAACUGACUUCGUGCAGAUGGACAGAUAGGGUGAGGAGGACAGACAAUCUGUCUUGACCCCAAAUCUUCUUUCUGAAGCAGGUCACGGCACUCCCUGCAUCCUCUGGUGGAUGCAUUCUUUGGGCUGACAUAGUAGCUGUGGACUCUUAAUCUGAGAGUAGCCGUCAUCUGUGCGUCCUCUUGGAAUGAACAGAGAUUUUUGUGUAGUUUUCCUUCCCUGAGUGUGAAGAACUUGGGAUGGUUACAUGCAUUUCAGGCUGGAGACGUUUCUGCUUUUCACUGGUUUUUCAUCCUCUCUUACUGCCGAUUCUACAGCUUGAUUUCUCCGUCCUUUCCCUUGCUGCCCCUUUUCCCUGACUGACAAAUAAACAAAUAAUUUGAAGCCUUUUUGUAAAACAGUGUUGCUGAAGUACACCCCUAGAGAAUUACGAUGUGCUCUAAGCCCAGAAGCUAUCUUUCUGGCAAUGUUUUAAAAAUUCCAAGUAUUUCCUAUCCAAAAAGAAGGAGAAGAGGUCGGGGGGGGACCAUCAAACACCUCAAACCUUCCUGUUGGUAUUAUUUGCUUACCUCCCACGUGUUCUGUCAGAACAGCAGUAUCUCAGGUAAACACAAAGCUCAAAGUGUCUCUGUCUCGCAUGCGUUCCUGCUGUCGAAGUUGCAGCUGGGGUUGGCAGUUAUAACCACUGAGUCACCGUGCAGCUCAGGCCAGCAGUAACCAAAUGUGUUUUACCUUCUGACAGUUGUGUUUUGAGCCCAUGCAAAGGAGUCGUGUGACUGCAGUUGCAAAAGAGCACUGUGCAGGACCUCUUCCAUUGCAUUCCCUGUGCUCUCUGUUAUUUUCCUGGCAGUGACCUUCUGCUCGAAUUCAGCUGUUGGUGCAAGCUGUCGUGGUGCUUAGCAGUCUGAAAGUUGAUACUGAUUGCACCCUGGUGACAAAAAUAUCUCAUUCCCAUUGCAGGCAGGAGCGCCGUUACAGACAGACUGAUGCCAGUACUGCAGCAUUUCUUUUGUUUCAGAGCAGCUCACCUUUAGAAGAAUGUGCUUGAGAGAUGGACAGAUAUUAAUGAGUUGCUAUGGAUUAGUUUUCUGGAGUUUGUACUGAAAUGGUAACACUAUAGGCACAAAAAUACUCCAGUACUGAAGCAGGUUGUGGAAUCUCUGUCUUGGAGAGGCUCAGACUUGGCUAGGUAGGGGGCUGGGCAUCUCCAAAGAGCCCUCUCAGAGUACAAGGUUCUGUGACAAUCCCCAUAUUAACAAAAAUAAAAUAUAGAAGUUGUCUUUUCUCAUGUACUAGAUGUAAUACAGUAUUGCUUAGUUUUAGAAAUUUCUGCUUCAGUGGCUCAGUGGAAUGGAACAUACACAUGCAUCUUCUCCCACCUGGGAAUUAGAGUUGAGUCAAUGCUUAGGAGGAAAUAUCCUAAUGCGAAACGUUGGAAGUAGGUGAAUUUGUCUCUGCCUUAUGUGAUUUUGGCAUUUCAGAUAGCCCUAUGCAACAUUGAUACUUCUCGUCUGUAUGCACUGAUGUAAAGUCACUUCUGUAUAUUAGAACUCCUUAUUCUGACUUGGUUCAAAUUGGAGUGCUCCAACUGUAAUAUUUGGAUUGCUGAGUUACAGUCAGUGAUCUUCCAUGUUGCAGAAGUUUUGGUCGAUUUCCUCACGUUUAGGUCUGUCACAAGAAUUUGAAAUAACUUUCGAAGGGUAGAUGUGGGCUUUGAGGUUCUUCAGUGCCCAGGUAGCCUGAUGAAAAGAUGGAAGUUCCUCAUUGAAUUAAGAUGCUUUUGAAGCUUUAUCAGAAGUCAUGUGUGCUUGCACAGAGAGGCUUUGUAUUUGAAAGCAGAUUGGGACGCGGAGUGCUUUGCACACUGCUGCCUACACUAUUUCCUUACUGCAGCAAUAAAUGGUCAUGUGCAUCUCUCCUCUAAAAACCCCAAUCUUUUUCAUACCAGUGAGUCUCUGUACUGGAGGCUUCUCCUUGUGCUGGAAGAGCAGGUGUGGAUGGGGGCCAUGCUGCCUCUUGGUGUCAUCCAGUAAGCAUUUCUGGUGGCACGGAUACAUUUUACAUAGAAAAAAGGAAUGUAAAGAAGUUCUGUUAGUUACACUUGAUACCAGUGUAAUAAGUUAACUUUUCCUAUUUGUUUUAAUACUAUUCUCCUUCAGUAACCUCUCUUUGUGUGUGUGUGUGUUUGUCCUGACCCGUGUGCUUUCUCAAUUUCUAAUACAGAAAACAGUACAUUUUUUUACUUUUAUAUUACAUUUGGCAAUGGGCUUCUUGUUGCACUCUUGCAGUCUUUUCUAAAGAAAACUUUAAGUAGGAGGUAAUUGCACUGAUUGUUUUUAAACUCCCUUUUUACUGUAAGACUUCUUUGGCAUCUGCUGUAGCUGUUUAAAAAUACUGUAAAUAGUGCUCUGUAUAGCAGAUCCUGAAAUGCUGUGGAUCCCAGUCCUUGUACUUCCAUUGUAGAAAUACUGCCGUAUUUUACAGUAUUUGAGAUAUGAGCUUUAGUUUUCAGUGUUGUUAUACUUGGCUUGCAUUAUGGUAUGAAUCCAAGGGCACAGUUGCUUUCUCACGUGUUUCCUAGCUUCUUUCAGCAUUUGAUUCCUGCCUUGUGUUGGGAAGAACCAAUCUCUGCGGCAGAAUUAGUAGAAUAAUAGGGAAUUGGGAUGGAAGUUACUAUGCUGGGAUGCAGAACAGCAAGGUUUGUCCCCAGCGGGUUAGUGACUGGAAGGGUGCAUCCCUCCAAAGAUGCUCUCAGUCUGAUGGAGAUGAGGUUUGUAGUGUGUGCGUGGUGUGGUACGCAAUCAGUUUUGUGCUUCAGUUGCUUUUCCUGUGUUGUUUCGUUGCCUGAAGUGUUAAUAUGAAUGUAAUGGCUUGGCCAAAUCACUACAAAAGGUGUUUUUAUAGGACUCUUAGUUAGCAAGCAGAUGCAGUUCAAGGCUACCUCCUGUGUUCUUCUGCAGUUAAAUUAAUUUGUAAAGUGAACCUACUACUACAGCAGCCAAAAUGCUCCCAGAUCAACUGUAUCUUACUGCUUUGUUCCUUGCUGGAGAGCUGCUGGUGCCACACUGUGAUCUUGGACGUCUUCCUGAUGUGUAGACAUGGCACGUGUCCAUGCCAAGGUGGUUGUUGAAGUCUCAGAACUAGCAAGGCAGAUCUCAUCCGGCACGCCUGCUUUCAUGCAGUCCCUUUACCUUCUGCCCGUUCUCUUGCUGAGUUUGUAUACUGUUGUUUCCAGAUGAGAAACGUUUUUCAUACUUUAGCUGUUGGCUGAAAAAUUUCAUCAUGUUUUCAUUGCAAAUGACAUGAAGGUGCUUGAAAAUAUAUUUUGAAUCUGAGGUAAAAUAUAUAUAUAUAUAUAUAUAUAUAUAUAUAGGAGUAUUUUUUUAACACUUUUUGGAUAAGUUGACGUGAGACUGUAAUGUUGAGAAUACUUUAUUCCCUGCUCAGACCACAUUUGAUAAACUUUAAAAUGGAGGGAAAAAAAAGAAAGAUUUGGAGUAUUGUUUGUAUUGUGUCGUUUUGGUGCAGAGCCUCGGCCUAACUCAGUCCUGAAGUAAGCGCACGCCAACUAAAGGUGCUUUAAAUAACCUCAAUAGAAACUGUAGAAAGCUGCAUUAAUACAUCACUGUGUUUACAAUGCAUCCAAACAAGCUUCCUCAUUUUAUAAGUAACCACUCUGCUGACAGAAAUGCUACCUGGUUGGGCACAAUGUGCUGGUGUUCUUUCAUGGCACUCUUCUAGCUUACGGGCUUCGUGCUCUGGAAAUUAGCAUUUCAGAAAGAAGUUAGUCCAGGAUUGCUUGCUACCUGCAAUGUCUUCAUCUUUGGCCACAGAUGUGAAUGAGGCUUAUUUCUGGCAGGGAUGAUGGCUGAUGUUCUGGUUUGUGGAAGAAUUCUUGUUGAGCAGUGGUGAGUGACUGAAUAAAUAAGUUCAUCUAAUAACUAAACGGGAUGAUCUCCUAAACAGUCUAUCCCAUUUGCUGUUACAACUUAACAAGGCUCCCUGCAAAAGCAUGAAGAGAAGUGUUUUGCUCUAGGGGGAAUGGCUCCUUUCAGAAAAUAUUUCACUAUGUCCUGCUGUUAAAAAUCUACAGACACUAUUGGCAUUGCUGUGGCCUCAAAGAGGUUUCUGGGCACUGAACAUACUUCUCUAUGAGCAAAACCUUAUAAAACAACGAGAGGAACAUUGUGUGCUUCAUAGAAAGGUCUGCAAACCUGAAAGAGCAUCAGGACGAGCUCAGCACUGGAUGUCAAAUAAUGAGAAAUGCCAUCUGUGCCAUGCAGCUACCCCAUCCUCCAUGGAAAUAAGGCAAGGUGAAACACUACGCACUGCCCAAAAGGGCAGUGUUGGUGGGUGGGCCCCUGAAAGUUGGGCUCUGCUUUCAGCCUUCAGUAUUGCAGAGGAUUUAGGAUUUGGUUGGAGUGAGGACAGGAACAUGUGCUGAAUUUGCAGGUGAGAGGUUGGUGGGAAUUGGUCUUGGAGUUUUGCACUUGGCAGUGCUAGAAAUGUGAAUGGCUGCCAUUCCCUUCCUCCUUUCUAAACAUCUUCAUAAGAAUAACUAUUUACAGUUUGUCCCUGUACUGCCUCAACAGAUGUGUCUUAAACUGCCUGUGGCAGCUCUCCAGCCAACCAGCUUACCCAUCGUUCUGAAGAGCCUCCAGUUGGCAUCAAAAGGCUGUGUUAAAGGGUGUAUUUGUUUGUAAAUAGUGGCUUUGCGUGCACAGAUUGCUUCCCCCCAUCCUUUUUGAUGUGUUGUACUCAACUGAAAUACCAGCUGUAAUAGUUGCUAUCUCAGCAGCAGUUACAGAUAUGGCUUAACCUCAGAAUAAAUUUAUGAAUUGGCCCUAAAGCAUAAAUUUAAACAUUUAGGAUCCUGAAAAAUGAGUUGAGACAUUUCUGCCCAUUUUGGUUUCAAGUGUGCUUGGCAAACAUGAGCAGUGAGAAGGUCAGCAACCAAGCUUGGGAGUUUCUAAUCCGGUCUCUGGUUCAGUUUGUAUUUCCUUGGUUAGAUUUCUCAUCAGAAAAAUGCAUGUGAUAUGGAUUCUAUUCUUUCUUUAUCAGCUUUUCCUGUUCCCACAUACACAGACAGGAAGCUUCUUUCUUAUCAGGGUAUGUAAAGCUGUGUGGUUGUGCUUGUCAUGCAUGCAACUCAAAGCAGAUGUAGUGUGUGCUGUAUGGGCACGGGCACCUGGCAGCGGGUGGGAUCGAGCCCAUCAGGUAUGGACACAACAGGCAGAGAAGUGCGUGUCCAGAUUUCACUAAUAUUAAUCCUGCAUCAUCUGAAGAUGGUCAGAACCCACUGUUUCUGUGCUAUAAAAAAGGAGAUAAUACUGACCCUGGCUCUUUUGUUCCUCAUUUUCUCAUUAGACAUGUAAAGCUGAACCUUAAAUUUCUCAUCUCAUUUACACAUGACAGUGCUGUUACUUUAUCUUAAAUACCAUGUCUCCAAUUGCCUGCCUGACUUGAAUCUUUAAUUGAUCUUAAAUUACCUCUCAGUGUUUAAUCCCUAGAAUGUCUCUAAAUUAAAUGAAGAUUGUUGUAUGUGCCCAUUCUUUAUUACCUAGUGUUUGGCAGCAGAAAUAGUUUGUGUUUUUUUUGAUUAUAUGGAGGGAAGGGUGAGAUAAUGUAUGAAUUUGCUCAUGGAAGAAGAUGGGCUUGAGGAGUAAUUACUGGUAGACUGUCUGGGAAAGCACCACAUCAUCUUCUGGGGGUGGAAGCAAAGGCAAAACAUGAGUAAGGUUCAGAAUUACGUCUCCAUGGAAAACUAAAUCAUAAAUUAAGAAAGUACAUCUGGCAAAUUUGUGGGCUGUUCUGAAAGGUUAUGGUUUUUUUUGGUGUGAUUUGUUGGUUGAGCUUGGAAAAUGAUGUGUGUACACAGGGUGUGUGUGUGUGUGCUUGUGUGUGUGUGUGUGUGUGAAAGCUGAGUGUGGCUCUUUGUAUAUAAAAAUAUAGAAGCAGAAUUCUGCUGGGAACAAUAAGCACAACUUCACUGGCUUCCAUAGCGCCUUGUGAAGUUAUGCAACCACAAAAUCUCAGACUUGAGGGCUGUUUGUAAAUACAGACCCAGUCCCAUGUUUCUGUGCAGCAAAGUGGUUAACUGAUGAUGGGAGGAUGAGACAGAGAACAGAAUGUAUUAAAUCCUUUUUCCUUUAAUUCGGUACACUGCAGACUUAAUGAACAUCUGCUGAGGUUCAAAUCUUCUUUUAAUUUUUUUUUAAUUUUUUUUAAUUAAAAAAAUGGAAAAAGAACCAAUGAUUAAUUCAGAAAUGUAUGGUAUGCAUUCCCUGGAAGCAAAAAUGUUUUUGUAACCAUUUUACUAUUUUUUUGAAAGCAAAAAAAGCAGAGAUGUGAAGGGCCUCAUUUCAAGUGGUACUACGUGUGUGUUGACUGUGUCGCACCUGUACUCAUGUCGUUUGCUUGCGGUGUAUCAAUGCUGUAGUGCUGGUUGGAUAGGACUGGCACUUGUCAUACAAAAACGAGGUGUAGAAAUACCCUCACCUGACUUUUAAAUGCAUCCAUGGCAUUGUAGGGCUUAUUGCAUAGGUGAGGUGUUGCUCUGUGUUACUCAGAACUGCUGAGGCUCUGUGUAGGUGUGGAGAGUCGAAAUGCCCCGUAUGUAUCUUGAUGACGCAGCGUAACGUUUGUGUGAUGCUGUGUGGCGAUGCUACUUUAAGCCUUAAAACAAAGAUAAAUUUGUCAGAUUUUCUCAGAGUAUGCAAAAAGUACUGUUUAAUGAGAGUAGGAUGUUCCUGUAAAGCUGAGCUAGUAAAAAAAAAUGUUGUCUUCUCUGAGAUGGAAAGUGAAACCUGUAGAUCUCUAUACUGUGACCCACCUCUGUAGGCAGUGGCUGUCAACGUGGCCCCGCAGAAGCUGAUGAGAUGCUCUGGCAGCCUGCCCCAAUUCUCAGUUCCCAGCUUUAUGUGUGUUGGAUGUGUUGUGCUCCCUCCCCCUGCUAGGAGAUCUCUGCCUGGAGGAGGAUGACGACUUAACACUUAUUUGGUGUUGGAAAAACUCUUCUCAAGGUGUGUGCUUGCUUCAGAUAGUGCCAUCGUUCCCCCUUCCUGUGCCCGACGUCUGAUCCUUAAACCAUUUGAACCAGGGGCAAACCAAGCAGUGGGGACCCAGCUUUCUUUGUCCAUUUGGAUCUACCUCAUGUAAACAGUUGGGUGCUAUUUACUCAAAUUGUCUCAGAUGAGAUUGGCAAAAAGCGACCAAACUGCGUGUGAUGGCCGCCCUCGGCAGAGGCGGUCUUCCGCAACCCAAACCCUUUGGGUUUCUUCUUUGCAGAUGACAGUGUUGUAUUUGAGUUGUGUCCUUCGUGCCUUUGUGUUUGGUUUUUUUUUUUCUUUUUCCCAGUGCAUAACAAUCAAAGAUCGUGUCCUUGAUUAAGAACAGCCAAUGAAUUUUAACCACAAAGUUUAAAUUUAAAGAAGCAGCAAAGUAGUUUUAGCAGAUGUUAUUUUUCAGAGUAUCAGAUCCAAGUGUACAGUAUCACAGCAGAACUAGGCAAAGAGAAACAGCCAACUAAGAACUCUUUUUGAGAUCUAUAUAUAAUCCCUACCCUAGAGAUGUACCUCUGUGUAUCCAUCCGUAUGCGUAUAUAUACAUACAUAGCACAGCUGUGUGCGUGUAUAUAUAAAAUGGAAGGAUAUGUGGGUAAGGGAGUAAAACGUCAUUGAGUUUUCCACACUUUUCUAUGGAACAGUUUACAACUCUGUGUAAGUUUUUCUACUAUGUGAACCUUUUUUACAUUAAAAAAAAAAAAAAAAAGGAAUUCCUUUUUGGAAAAUUUAAGUUGUGAUAUAUACUAUCUUUUUUUGAAGUUGGGAAAAAAUCAAUCAAGUUUUUACCAAUACCUAAUAUGGGGGAGGGAGGCGGGGGGGGAAUCUCUUCUGUACAAUUGUAUUUAGUUUAAAUAGCAAAGAAAAAUGAUGUAUGGGAUUGUAAAAGUGCUGACAUUCCGUGGUGGCAGGACUUCCAAGUGUUUCCUAAGGCUUUCUGCUGCAGAGAGACUCGAACAAAAGGAAAAUGCCUCUGUUAAAUGUUUUUAUAAAACUGCUCCAUCAGGUCUAUACUUAAGCUAUAUUUUCUAAAGCCUAAUCAUCCUUUAAUAUGCUGCAUAUAAAUUAUCAGCAUGGUUGCACUUUCUCAAUAAUAAUGUAUGCCCUACAAUUGGCUCAUGAUAAGGACUUUAGUUUUUUAACAAAACAGAUAGUACUUUGGGCAGAAGGUAAUAUUUAUAUAGGUACCUCAAGAAAAAAAAAGAGCCUGAAUAUGCUGCAUUUUGUUCCUUUAACAUUUUUCAUGUAGCAUUUGUUUGCUUUUGUUUUUGUAGUAGACGACCAGCUACCUGUUUGCUUUGGGGGACCCCAGUAGCAUUUUCUGUUCCGCUCGUAGGAUGUCGUGUCCUGCCUUGGUUGCAUGCAGUAGCUCGGGACGGGGUUUGCCCUGCAUUGCGUAUGCAACGGGGAGGGGGGACCACGAGGACAUUGCUUUAUGUAGGCUUCAGGAAAAGGAUGCCAUAUUCCUAAAACAGACAAUAGAUGUUCUGAAUGGUGAAUUUGCUGUACCACUUUCUUGACUCUUUGGAAUGCAGAGAGGAGGCAGCUGAUUAACGAGGGAAGCCCAACAGCCUGAGCUUACCCUGUUUGGUCCAUGUCCUGAGGUGGCUCGGCCGUGCUUCCCAACCUCUGGCUUUGGGGAGAGCUGCUCCCUGCGGUGUGCCCCGCUCCCUGAGCUCGGGCCGCUUGCUGGUGUGGGUGCAUCUUCUGCUGCUUUGUUUCUGAGUCAGUGAAAACCUAAAAACAUGCAGAGGUGGGAAUUUUUGUUGAGAGCUGUUGAAGGAAGCUUCAGAGGCUGUGAAGUUGAGCAUUUAUUGUCAUGUUCUUAAGCUUAGGUGGGUCCUUUUCCAAGUUUGUUUUACAGCUUGCAAGGUAAAAUAGUUUGCACUACUUUUGCAAUAAACUCAUGAAAAACCUAACAGUUUCUGUUUUGGUUUCUUACUGUAUAUAUACAACUAAUACUAAAGAUUUAGCAUAGUGUUUCUCACCUCAAAACAUUAAGACUCGUAACAAGCUCAGAAUGCUGUAAUUCCUGACAAAAUAAUGAUGUGAAUGAUAUUUUAUAAAGUUAUUUUGUAUGGUGUCAAUUUUGUUUUGCCUCAUAGUAUGUCAAUAAAAUAAAAUUUCUCAUCUUUA
This is a messenger RNA of Gallus gallus (chicken), 14184 nucleotides long. RefSeq names its product argonaute 2, RISC catalytic component (gene AGO2). Gene Ontology annotation, molecular function: endoribonuclease activity, cleaving siRNA-paired mRNA; RNA binding; protein binding. Gene Ontology annotation, biological process: regulatory ncRNA-mediated gene silencing; regulation of DNA-templated transcription. The record is from RefSeq and is a predicted model, not a curated record. Bases 16 to 2610 code for a protein of 864 amino acids. The transcript is spliced from 19 exons. Lineage: Eukaryota; Metazoa; Chordata; Aves; Galliformes; Phasianidae. Gene Ontology annotation, cellular component: RISC complex.